GACGUAACGUAUUCUACAGCCAAUCAAAGUAGCCUACAAAGUUGGUGACGUCAGGGCGCUUUGCGUGCGCAGAUUGUGUUACGGCGGCUGCUGUUUGCGUUACACUAACGGGACGAGACGGGAUGGGAGUGACAUUGGAAACUAUCACCGAGGGGGACGGGCGCACGUUUCCCAAGAAGGGCCAGACUGCGGUCGUGCAUUACGUGGGGUCGUUGGACAACGGGAAGAAGUUUGAUUCAUCACGGGAUAGGAACAAGCCUUUCAAGUUCAUAAUUGGGCGAAAUGAAGUGAUCCGCGGCUGGGAGGAGGGUGUGGCGCAGAUGAGUGUGGGGCAGAGGGCGCGGCUCGUCUGCUCUCCUGACUAUGCAUACGGGGCGACAGGACACCCUGGCAUUAUCCCCCCCAACUCCACCCUGACUUUUGAUGUGGAGCUACUGAAGCUGGAGUGAGCAGCUCUCAAAGUGGGUAGGUGCUGAGGUUCCUGCCGAGACAGUUACCAGGGCAGAGAGUGCAGGACACAGACUGGACACAGCCUGACCUCCCUCCCCUGUGCCCCUUUUUCCCCACACUCUGCCUCUUGCUAGUCUGUUCCUUGCCCACAUCGUCCCCUUCCUUUGGGGCUGCAGUGUUUUCAGGCUCAAAUACAUUGGAUGCAUUUUUUGGGGGUGGGUCAAUUUCCGGACCAGAGCACUGACCACUCACAGCCAGUGAUGCAUCAGCCCUAUGGCCAGUUGGAAUUAAUGCUGUUACUUGACCGCCUUUCUGAGGGGACGUGACCCUAUUUGUGAUGGUGCCAGUCUGGCAGGGGCCCAAUGGAAAGUUUGCUGUUAACUCUUUCAGGGUAGGCUGGCUGUGCACUGCUAGGGGUGCUGUGGGUAAAUGUUUUUUCUUACCGAUCCAUAUUAUGGGGUGCAGUUGUCUCCUCUUCUCCUUCUUUGUGGCAGGACCCCACUGUGUAGGCAGCACGGCGCCACCCCCCACACAUAUUGGCCUCUAUAAUAAACUGCUUUUCUCUA
Xenopus laevis (African clawed frog) is the source of this 1016-nucleotide messenger RNA. It is a transcript of the gene fkbp1a.S, whose product is annotated as FKBP prolyl isomerase 1A S homeolog. The record is from RefSeq and is a predicted model, not a curated record. The coding region runs from base 123 to 449 and encodes 108 amino acids. Gene Ontology annotation, molecular function: isomerase activity; peptidyl-prolyl cis-trans isomerase activity. Lineage: Eukaryota; Metazoa; Chordata; Amphibia; Anura; Pipidae. Gene Ontology annotation, cellular component: sarcoplasmic reticulum membrane; cytoplasm. The transcript has 5 exons.